Molecule: messenger RNA, 1407 nt
Organism: Chrysoperla carnea
Lineage: Eukaryota; Metazoa; Arthropoda; Insecta; Neuroptera; Chrysopidae
Product: sterol O-acyltransferase 1-like
Exons: 7
Coding region: 1-1407 (468 amino acids)
Biological process (GO): cholesterol metabolic process
Cellular component (GO): endoplasmic reticulum membrane
Source: RefSeq, a predicted model, not a curated record
AUGGGGGAAGUUCUUAAGGAUAUGUCAUUACAAAAAACUCGUAAUCGAUUGGAAGAUUUACAGAAUGAAACAUUACAAAACAUUAACGAUCAGUUAACGAUUUUUGUGGAAGAAAUGAUGAAAGAUGUCGAAAAAUGUGAAGUCUCACAUGAAUUUAAUCAAUUGUUUAAAAACAAAAAUAACACUGAAACCUUCGAUGGAAAAUUACGUGAUAAAAAAUUUACACAUCGAAAUUCACUUUUAACCGAUUUAUUCGCUAUAAAACAUAUAAGUACUAUUUAUAAUAUAUUUAUUGUGAUUAUCUUAUUUUUAUUUUUACAUUCUGCUAUCAGCGAUUACUUUGAAACUGGAAGUAUAAGUUUUGGAAUUUCCACAAUACGAAUUUCAUUUCAAGGAUUUAUUCCGCUUGGUGGAUUAUGGAUUUGUAUGUUUGUUGCAACACUGUUUCUGUACAGUAUUCUCAAUAUUUGGGCUCAUCUUAAUUAUUACACAUUUGGGACCGGUAUUACAUUCUUCUGUGAGCAAAUCCGGUUUAUGAUGAAAUGCCAUGCGUUUGUACGUAGUAACAUAUCAAGUGUGUUAAACUAUAACGAUAUGCUCAAACUACAAUCUGGAACACAUAUUUUACCAAAAUUUUCUAAAUAUUUAUUCUUUUUAUUUGCUCCAACGUUGGUUUAUCAGGAAAACUAUCCAAGGACAAAGGAAAUACGUUGGAGAUUUCUUUUAUGGAAUGUUCUAGAAUUAAUAGUGAUUUUAUUUGUGUGUAGUCAUGUCUUCGAACGACAUGUCCUGGACGUUUACGAGGAUUAUGGUGUGAUCCAUUAUGAUCUCAAAAUAUUGCUGUAUAAAAUUAUCAGUUUAUCUGGUCCAGCGUUAUUCAUAUACUUAGCACUGUUUUACUUAUUUCUGCAUUCAUGGCAUAAUGCUUGGGCCGAAGGUUUACGAUUCGCUGAUCGAUUAUUUUAUAAGGAUUGGUGGAAUGUCUCAAAUUACAGUGAAUAUUUCCGUAAAUGGAAUAUAAUUGUCCAUGAUUGGUUGUACAUUUACAUCUAUAAAGAUUUGUAUGAACAUUUUGGUUGCGACAACAUAUUAUUCCCAUAUUUAAGUGUUUUUAUAAUUUCCUCUGUAUUCCAUGAAUAUAUUCUUGGAAUGGCAAUUCAAGUAUUUUAUCCAGUAUUGCUAAUCUUUUUUACUGCAUUUGGUUGUUUUGCUGUAGUUUUAUCGAAACAAUUAGAAAAAAUUAGUAAAAAUGCUGGUAACAUACUUUUAUGGAUGGGAUUCAGUUUUGGUACUAGUUUAAUAUUUGCAUUAUAUGCAUUAGAACUUUAUGCUCGGCAAAAUUGUGAUUGUCAGAAUGAAUCCAUUUAUGGAUUUUUUAUUCCACGUUCUUGGUUUUGUAAUAAAUAA